CCAACAUAAAACUACGUCAGCAGUCUCAGACAAAAUGGCGUCAUCUGAACAUCUAUUGGAAAAGCCAUCCACUGUCACACCAGUGCAACAGUCAACCGGAAACAAAGUGGAAAAUCACGUCAGCAAUGACGCUAGCAACCACGUGCAACCAUCGGGUGUGACGUCACCCCCGAAAGGUGUCCAGGUUAAGGUAGGUCCACCUUUGUAUGUAGAAAACCCAAAAACAAAUCCACAAUCCAGUGCACAAACCAAAGUUAGCGGUCAGAAGCUGACACCUCUUAUAGAUAAUUACCAUAAAGAGUUGAAGCCAGAUGGAAAAGUGAAACGAUCAAAUAGCUGGAAGAAAUAUUUCCUCAGUAAAAAGGCAAGGAAGAAUGAAAUUACCAUCAAGUUACCAGAAAUACCACCUUGUCCAGACAUGAAAAACUAUCAUUGGCCUUGGAACUGUCUAGGUGGGUUACAGACUCAGAUUUUGAUGUUUCUAAACUAAACUAACUUUAUUAAUAGUUUUGUUUGUGGAAACACCACGUAAAUUUAUUACUGCAAAGCUUUCGAUCCGUAAGCCCGGAUCUUCAUCAGUGCUAAUAAGAUGUUAUUAAUAUUAUAUUAUCAGCACUGAUGAAGAUCCGGGCUUACGGAUCGAAAGCUUUGCAGUAAUAAUUUACGUGGUGUUUCCACAAACAAAACUAUUAUAUGUUUUAUCGCCAUGGAAACAUACAAAGAACUUAUUAAACUAACUUUAUUUACACUGGAAAGAUCUGUCAGUUAUUAAAUGGUCUUCUUAGAGGUCCAGUAAAAGUUUUGCCUUGUUGAUUCAGUGCUACUACAAGAGGAAACCAGAGUAUUGUCGUUUGGAAACAUUCCAAACAUGAGACUGAAAUUGCAAUCAGGGAACUGUGUAUCGGAGGAAUUGAAUGUCCAAGUUGAAUAGUACGUGUAACGAUAACUCACCUCUAAUUCAGAAAGUUGCACACCAGCACCAUUGACAUGUGCUAUCCAGACAUUUUCUAGUACAAGAAAUACAAUUGAAAUACUUAGAGUUGUGGCUUCAUACAGUAUGUAAGAGACAUAUCGUGUAAUUUCUCUCCAUUAGGUUUUAUUAUUCAGCUACUGUGCCAAGAGGCAAAACAAGAAUAACAUAGAGGGUUGGGGCCACAGGAAGUGUAAAACAUAAACAUAAAUAUCAAAUAUCAGUAUGAGGAGCCUCUUUGUUAGUUUAUGUGGAUUUUUCCAUCAGAGAGUCACAGUAAGGCCUAUCAAUAUCCUGAAAUAAGUACCCAAAUACUCAAAGAAUAAGUGAUAACAUUAUAAUUUUUCUCUGGGGACAACAGACCCUGCUCUUCCGCUCCCUCCUGCGCAAUGCACUGCCCUGAUAUCAACACGAUUUUACAUUUGUUUAGACAAAGGCAAUACAGUGAAGAAAGAAUGCAUUCAGAAUUAUCCCGGGACAUUUUCAUACCAAGGAGCAAGAUUCCCCUACGAAGACUAUGGACAUUUAUAUGACUACAAUGCGAACGAAAAUGGAAAUUAUUAUGAUACAAAAUAAUGUAA
This is a messenger RNA of Paramuricea clavata, 1551 nucleotides long. Lineage: Eukaryota; Metazoa; Cnidaria; Anthozoa; Malacalcyonacea; Plexauridae. The record is from the annotation of a GenBank genome assembly.